Messenger RNA from Olea europaea var. sylvestris, 2109 nucleotides. Its product is annotated as zinc finger MYM-type protein 1-like. Bases 1 to 2109 code for a protein of 702 amino acids. NCBI's taxonomy places the organism in Eukaryota, Viridiplantae, Streptophyta, Magnoliopsida, Lamiales, Oleaceae. The transcript is spliced from 3 exons. The record is from RefSeq and is a predicted model, not a curated record.
AUGACAUACUUGGAGAAGGGUCCUUGUCAACCAUAUGAACAUGAUUUCCCAAGAAGACCGAUGGGGAAUGAUAAUAGAUGUUUUCGGAAAGAAUGGUUCUCCGAAUUUCAUUGGUUGGAAUACAGUAUAGAAAAGGAUGCGGCGUAUUGUUUGCAUUGCUACUUGUUCAAACCUGAUAGAGGGAGUCAAGGGGAUGGACAUAUAUUUACUAAGACCGGCUUUAGGGAUUGGAAGCACAAAAAGACAUUGAAAGAUCAUGUCGGUCUCUUUGAUAGUUCUCAUAAUCAAGCUUUUGCAAAGUGUACCAACUUGAUGAAUCAAAAGCAAAGUAUCUCUUACGUUAUUUCUAGCCAAAGUAGUAGUCAACAACAAAGUUAUAGGACCAGGUUGACUGCGGUGCUAGAUUGUACUAGACUCCUCUUGAUGCAAGGAUUGUCAUUUCGUGGUCAUGAUGAAUCGGAAGAGUCUCUUAAUAGAGGAAAUCUGAUUCAGUUAUUGAACUGGUAUGCAGCUCGUUGUAAGGAAAUUAAAGAAGUAUUAUUUAGUAAUACUCCUGGAAAUGACCAAAUGACUUCACCAAGCAUCCAAAAGGAUUUGAUUAAUUGUUGUGCUGUAGAGACGACAAGGGCUAUUAUCAAUGAGAUUGGUGAUUCUUUGUUUUCAAUUUUAGUUGAUGAGGCUCGCGAUAAUUCUAUGAAAGAACAAAUGGCAGUUGAUGCCAUUGAUGCAAUAUUUUCUACACAUGGGUUGAGUAUAUCUAGUCUGAGAGGUCAAGGCUAUGAUGGAGCAAGUAAUAUGUCAGGUGAGUUCAAUGGGUUGAAAGCUUUAAUUCUUAGAGGGAACCCGCAUGCUAUGUAUGUUCAUUGCUUCGCUCACCAGCUUCAGUUAGCAAUUGUAUCUGUGGCACGUAGGAAUUGUAUGGUUGGUGAUUUUUUGGACGUACUUGCUAUUAUUGUGAAUUUGGUUGGUACAUCAUGUAAGCGUGUAGAUGCUCUUCGAACAAGUUAUCAAGCUAAUAUUCUGGAGAAACUUAAUGCUGGGGAACUUACUGGUGGAAGUGGUCAGUUUCAAGAAAUGAGUUUGGCACGCCCAGGUGAUACUAGAUGGGGCUCACAUUUAUUGACAGUUACUUGUUUCAUUAAUAUGUUUAAUGCUAUUGUAGAUGUUCUUGAGAAUAUAUCAGAAGAUGCCGUACAUUCAGAUAAAAAAUCUUCGGCCUUAAGACAGAUGAACAAUAUGCAAGAUUUUGAGUUUGUGUUCAGUCUUCACUUUAUGUUUGAAAUUCUUGCAAUUACAGACCACCUUUCACAAGCCUUACAGAAAAAGGAUCAGGAUAUUCAGAAUGCUAUGAGGUUAUUGAAUUUGUAUAAGUGUGCAUUGCAAAACUUGAGAGAGAAUGGUUGGGAUACUUUAUUCAGUAGGGUGAUUGAGUUUUGUGUUGAUAGACAUAUUUUAGUGCCUAAUAUGGAGGAUAUUGUAGUGGUGAAAGGUCGACCUAGGCGUGUAGCUCAACAGGUGACUUAUUUUCAUCGCUUUUAUGUUGAUUUGUAUUGUCAUGUGAUAGACUCAAUCUUGCAAGAGUUGAAUGAUCGAUUUCCAGAAACAACUACUGAGCUCUUUACUUGCAUUUCAUGUUUAAGUCCAAGAGAUUCAUUUGCAGCUUUUGAUAAGGAUAAAUUGCUACGUUUUGCUCAGUUCUAUCCUUUGGACUUCAAUAGUGAAGAACUUUUAUUACUUAGACCUCAACUUGAUAAGUUUCUUUUGCUUGUGAGAAUGGACGAAGCUUUCUUUAAUCUCAAUAGUAUAUCCUGUGUAGCUCAGAAGUUGAUUGAAACUAGAAGUUCUUGUUAUUUUCCAUUGGUUUAUAGGCUGCUCACCUUGGCUUUGAUAUUACCUGUGGCAACUGCAAGUGUUGAAAGGGUAUUUUUUGCUAUAAAUCUAAUCAAGAGUGAUUUGCGCAACAAAAUGGGUGAUAUCUGGUUGAAUGACAAUUUGGUGGUUUACGUGGAGAAAGCUGUUUUUAAACAAAUUGAGAAUGAGACAGCAUUCAGUGCAGUUAAUACCUUAAUAUUAGUCCAGGGUGCUAAUCCCUGUAGUCAACGGGAUUGA